This is a messenger RNA of Galeopterus variegatus (Sunda flying lemur), 2153 nucleotides long. It is a transcript of the gene IRF8, whose product is annotated as interferon regulatory factor 8. NCBI's taxonomy places the organism in Eukaryota, Metazoa, Chordata, Mammalia, Dermoptera, Cynocephalidae. Gene Ontology annotation, molecular function: DNA-binding transcription factor activity, RNA polymerase II-specific; RNA polymerase II cis-regulatory region sequence-specific DNA binding; protein binding. The record is from RefSeq and is a predicted model, not a curated record. The transcript is spliced from 8 exons. Gene Ontology annotation, biological process: immune system process; regulation of transcription by RNA polymerase II. Gene Ontology annotation, cellular component: nucleus. The coding region runs from base 1 to 1284 and encodes 427 amino acids.
AUGUGUGACCGGAACGGUGGACGGCGGCUCCGACAGUGGCUGAUUGAACAAAUUGACAGCAACACGUAUCCAGGGCUGAUUUGGGAAAAUGAUGAGAAGAGCAUGUUCCGGAUCCCUUGGAAACACGCUGGCAAACAAGAUUAUAAUCAGGAAGUGGAUGCCUCCAUUUUCAAGGCCUGGGCAGUUUUUAAAGGGAAGUUUAAAGAAGGGGACAAAGCUGAACCAGCCACGUGGAAAACGAGGUUACGCUGUGCUUUGAACAAGAGCCCAGAUUUUGAGGAAGUGACAGACCGGUCCCAGCUGGACAUUUCCGAGCCAUACAAAGUUUACCGCAUCGUCCCUGAGGAGGAGCAAAAAUGCAAACUAGGCAUGGUAACUCCCAGCUGUGUGAACGAAGUCACGGAGAUGGAGUGCGGUCGCUCGGAAAUUGACGACCUCAUCAAGGAGCCUCCUGUGGAUGAUUACAUGGGGAUGAUCAAGAGGAGCCCCUCCCCCCCAGAGGCCUGCAGGAGCCAGCUCCUCCCAGACUGGUGGGCGCAGCAGCCCAGCACAGGCUUGCCCCUGGUGACAAGGUACCCCACCUAUGAUGCACACCAUUCAGCCUUCUCCCAGAUGGUGAUCAGCUUCUACUACGGGGGCAAGCUGGUGGGCCAGACCACCACCACCUGCCCUGAGGGCUGCCGCCUGUCCCUGAGCCAGCCGGGGCUGCCCAGUGCUAAGCUGUAUGGGCCCGAGGGUCUGGAGCUGGUGCGCUUCCCGCCGGCUGAUGCUAUCCCCAGUGAGCGGCAGAGGCAGGUGACGCGGAAGCUGUUUGGGCACCUGGAGCGCGGUGUGCUGCUGCACAGCAGCCAGCAGGGCAUGUUCGUCAAGCGGCUGUGCCAGGGCCGCGUGUUCUACAGCGGAAACGCGGUGGUGUGCAAGGGCAGGCCCAACAAGCUGGAGCGCGAUGUGGUGGUCCAGGUCUUUGACACCAGCCAGUUCUUCCGAGAGCUGCAGCAGUUCUAUAACAACCAGAGCCGGCUUCCUGACAGCAGGGUGGUGCUGUGCUUUGGGGAAGAGUUUCCGGAUAUGGCCCCCUUGCGCUCCAAACUCAUUCUUGUGCAGAUUGAGCAGCUCUACGUCCGGCAGCUGGUGGAAGAAGCGGGGAAGAACUGCGGAGGGGCCGGCUCCCUGAUACAGGCUCCCGAGGAGCCCCCAGCAGACCAGGUCUUCCGGAUGUUUCCAGAUAUUUGUGCGUCACACCAGAGACCCUUUUUCAGAGAAAACCAACAGAUUACCGUUUAAGAGUCUCUUGGGCACCCCACCCGCUGCAUCUCGCAUAUCACCACUAUAGUUACUGUUGUAAUUAUUAAAGGAUGGAUUUCUCUGGCUGGGGGUGGGGCGUCUGGCUUUGCUCUUAAUUUGGUAAGGACAUUCUCUGAGGACUGACGUUUAAAAAAAGCCAUACCACAGUUCCACUGGGUUCAGGUAUAAACGUUGGAAGCUUACACCAAGUGGUCUGUAUGCUAUAACUAUAACCUGGGAUGAAAAAUUUUUAUUUUCCCUAAUUAUUAUUAGUUUCUAUGAUUCUUUCUUCAUUUUGGGUUGAUAUUUCCAAAGACUUAUUUAAUAUUGCUAGCAGAUAGCUGCUUCGAGUAAAGGAAUUUGGAGUUUAAAAUCAACUUGUGAGAACAACACUUUUUUUGUCUUUACCUUUUGUUAGAGUUGUAGAUUUAUGAUUUUAUAUGCUUAAUUCUAUGUGAAGUCUCUUUUUACUUUUAAGCAUUUUUAACAAGCUUUAAAAAUAUUUAGAUACAAGCCUCCUUUUAAUGAAAGCAAAACUCUUGCCAUGCUAGAAGAACGUAUGUUCUUCCUAGAAUUCAGUGCCAGGAAAUCCUGUCCAUAACCAGGUGAACUGGUGUGUUUUUAUCUUCAGACAAUGACAACUUUUCCUUUGACGCUUUAUUGCCAGGAAGCUUAGAGCUAAAUUUAUUUUUCCAUUUAUAUCAUUAAACCACCCCAGAUACCACUCUCUUUUCUUCUUUCUCAAUGGUUUUGACCUGUUUUAAAAAUAUUUGUACUUUUAAUUGUCUUAUUUUAUAUGUCUUAUUGUAAACUGCUUUGAAUCUUUAUUUUUUCUUUUAAGUGGGGAGGAUAUAAAAGUUAAAAAGCAA